UGCCAAUCAUUCAGAGGAAGAAUAGUCUUUUCCUUUCUUGAGCUACACUGGAAGAAGCGUUGAUUAGCACUCUAGAGCUCAAUCAAUCCCCAGCCGCCACCUUCCAUCCCCAUCUCCGGCGAGGUCUCCCGCUCAUCCAUCCAUCCCCGCCUCCGGCCGGCCGGCCAGCGAUUCUCAUCCGUCCCCAUCUCAAUCGCCAUCUGUGGUGCCCGAUUUGCGGACAAGCAGUGGCGAGAGGGCAGAGGCAAGGGGAACUGUUCUGUUCGCCGUUGCAAGAGGGACGGGGAGCCGGCCGGGCGGCGCAGCGACACCACGUCCACGCUCGUCUCCACGAGGAGACUAGUUACUGAAGUCCCUCUGUUGGAUCAAAGUCUCCCUCUGCAGUUAGUCUAUCCUGUGGUUACUGAGUAAUUGGAAAGCUGGAUCUAGUGGUGCUCUGCUAUAAAAUCGCUAAUGGGUUGCCGAGAUACUGCAGCACUAAAUGACCUUGAGCUCAUGCUACUAGAUGAAACGGCUGACCCAAAGGCCUUACCACUAUCACUUCUGAAAGACAUCACAAACGAUUUCUCUAACGAUCGACAAAUCGGUAGGGGUGGCUUUGCAUUGGUAUAUCAGGGAGUACUUGAGAGUGGUACAGUCGCUGUGAAGAGAUUGAGCGAUAUGUGUAUGGAUGAGAAGAAAUUCCAUGGAGAGGUUCAAUGUUUGAUGAAGGCAAGGCACAAAAACAUAGUACGGUUUUUGGGAUAUUGUGCUGACACACAAGGGAAUAUGUUGAGCUACAACGGAAAAUUAGUCAUGGCAGAUGUACGGCAAAGAUUGCUUUGCUUCGAAUACAUGUCCAAAGGGAGUCUACGUGAUUAUAUUAGUGAUGAGUCUUGCGGACUUGAAUGGAGAAAGCGCUACCAAAUUAUCAACGGAAUUUGCCAAGGUUUAAAUUAUCUCCAUGAGAAUCGUAUUGUUCACUUAGAUCUGAAACCAGAAAAUGUACUCCUAGAUGACAAUAUGGUACCAAAGAUUACUGACUUUGGUCUCUCAAGGUAUUUUGAGGAAAGGCAAACUAGCCAAUCUAUUACUUCAAAUAUUUCUGGUACACUGGGAUAUAUUGCACCAGAACUCUACGAUGGGGAAAAAAUCACAAUCCAGUCAGAUAUAUAUAGUCUUGGUAUUAUAAUCAUAGAGAUACUAACAGGAAGAAAAGGGUGUCCCGACGUUGAAGUUGUACUUGAGAGAUGGUGUGAAAGGUUGGGAAAAUCACUAGAAGACACACAUGUGGAACAAGUACGAGUUUGCACUGAAAUAGGGAUAGAGUGCAGUGACUUCAAUCCAGCAAAGAGGCCUGUUAGUACACACAAGAUAAUCGAAAGGCUCAAGGAAACAGAAACUACAGAUGAGGUAUCCAGUGUCUUAUCCAGCACUGUACCCACCAAGCUAUUUGUCCAUCCGCAUCUCCUCUGCUUUCCCUGCGUACCGAACAAGCUGAUCCCAAGUUCGCUGAACCUUAGAAACUUCACAGAUGAACAUUUUGCAUUUAGGCUUGUGGAAUCCUAUGCAGAAGAAACUGAGCGACGCUUUGCCAAAUUGCCACUGUACGGAGUCGUGUCGCCGAGGUCAACACACACUCUUAGUUUGACACUCCAGGAACGGGACGAAAAAUCCAUUCAUUUGGUCCUAGAGAGCAGUACAUUUAAGGAUGCACAUAUGCCAAUGUACUGUAGCGAAUUUAGAGGGGACAAAUUUUUAGAAGAAACCAAAGAGAAAGGUAAUAUGGUGCAGCAAGUGAUAGUGAAAGCUGUUGCUACUACUGCACAGCGAGAGAUAACGUCUGAGCUAAUCCCAAAUAAAACGAAGAUAUUAUUCAAGAAGAGCCCAUUCACGUCUCUGGACUGCCAAGAUGUUAACCUAACCAAGCAAUGGAUAAUAACAGGCCAUACACGGGGAUAUGUUUGCAUUUGGGACGGUCAAACACAGAGGAAAGUAGAUUCGUUUAAAGUCUCCACCGACAAAGUUGUUUUGGUUAAAUUUAUCGUACGAAAACAAUGGUUUGUGGCUGGAGCCGAAGAUGGCUUUAUUCACAUCUACAAUUACGAAACUAAACGGCAGCAAGUCCCAAGUUUCACAGCUCAUGCUGGAAAAAUGACAUCACUGGCCGUUCAUCCAAGCAAACCGUACUUGAUGUCAUGGAGUUCUGAUGAAAUGAAGCUUUGGGAUUGGGACAAAGCCUGGGAGUGCACACAAACAUUCAAGUGCAAACACUUGGGUUAUAUUUGCCAAGUCAUGUUUGACCCAAAAAACACCAACAGUUUUGUCACUGCCUCAGCCAAUCACAUGAUAGAUGUUUGGGAUUUUGAUUCUCCUCAAUGUAAAUACACACUCUCUGGGCACUGGGACAGAGUUAACUGCCUUGAUUUCUUCACACAUGACAAUCAGCAGUAUUUGAUUACUGGCUCUAGUGAUUGUAGCGCGAAGAUAUGGGACAUGCACAGCAAUAUGUGUACUCAUACACUACACGCUUCCAUGUCUCCGGUUAUGUCUGUCAUGUUUCAUCCCAAUCUUCAGGUUCUAAUUACAGGUUUAGAAGAUGGCACUGUUUAUUUGUGGAGUUCAACUAAUUUCAGGCUUGAGAGGAUCAAACCCUCCUGUAAUUGAACCCCCUGCUUGGGGUUUUGGAUGGAUAUACAAUAUUUUUAGCAGCCCCGUAAGUGAACAUGUUUGGGGUCUCGCAUGUUCGAUGAAGUCAAAAGGGUUUGUGUUUGGAAGAGGAGAGACGGUAGCAAUGGUGGAUGUCGGCAAUGUAAAUAAUCAGGAAGAA
Messenger RNA from Triticum urartu, 2809 nucleotides. RefSeq lists its product as uncharacterized. NCBI's taxonomy places the organism in Eukaryota, Viridiplantae, Streptophyta, Magnoliopsida, Poales, Poaceae. The record is from RefSeq and is a predicted model, not a curated record. Gene Ontology annotation, cellular component: COPI vesicle coat. Gene Ontology annotation, biological process: endoplasmic reticulum to Golgi vesicle-mediated transport; intracellular protein transport; protein phosphorylation. Gene Ontology annotation, molecular function: ATP binding; protein binding; protein kinase activity.